AUGGACGAAUAUCAUAACCGAGCCAUCCCAGAGCGGGAUGACACAGAAUAUGCCAUCAUUCCCUGGAUGAUUGAUUUUGCUCAAAUCAUCCGACGCGUGUCCGUUCAUAUUUACCAUUCACGGAUCACACUGCAAGAAAAACUGCAGCUGGCUCUUCAGAUCGAAAUGGAAAUGGACCGAUGGCUCGCAAGGCUCCCAGAGAAGAUCAAGCCAGACAUUGGCGCAUACCGGCUUUCUCGAAGCGCGCUUCGGGAUCCCAAAUGGGCCCGAAGGCAACGGCUUGUGCUGGGUAUUCGUGAGUUCCGUCUUUCACUAUUUAAAAAUGAAGCUAGCUAA
Penicillium maclennaniae is the source of this 336-nucleotide messenger RNA. RefSeq lists its product as uncharacterized. The transcript has a single exon. Gene Ontology annotation, molecular function: DNA-binding transcription factor activity, RNA polymerase II-specific; RNA polymerase II cis-regulatory region sequence-specific DNA binding. Lineage: Eukaryota; Fungi; Ascomycota; Eurotiomycetes; Eurotiales; Aspergillaceae. Gene Ontology annotation, cellular component: nucleus. Gene Ontology annotation, biological process: positive regulation of transcription from RNA polymerase II promoter by galactose. The coding region runs from base 1 to 336 and encodes 111 amino acids. The record is from RefSeq and is a predicted model, not a curated record.